Solanum dulcamara is the source of this 624-nucleotide messenger RNA. Its product is annotated as polyadenylate-binding protein 4-like. Lineage: Eukaryota; Viridiplantae; Streptophyta; Magnoliopsida; Solanales; Solanaceae. Bases 1 to 624 code for a protein of 207 amino acids. The transcript is spliced from 5 exons. Gene Ontology annotation, molecular function: poly(U) RNA binding; mRNA 3'-UTR binding; poly(A) binding. Gene Ontology annotation, cellular component: ribonucleoprotein complex; cytosol; nucleus. The record is from RefSeq and is a predicted model, not a curated record.
AUGAUGAAGCUGAAUAAGACGAGUAUUAUGAAGGGGAAGAAGAAGAAGAGGGGAAGCCCGAAAAGAAGUUUUCUCUACCCUAAAAAAUUGAAAAAGGCCCUCUUCAUUUUCUUUCAGCUCUUUUCUGAAGAUUCUGAGGAUAAUUAUGUGCAGAUUCAGGUGCAGCAUCGGAGUCCAGUGGCGAGAGGAAUUGGUGUGGCAGCAGCUGCAACUACUGGUGGCGCCGCCACCACAGCUGCUCCAGGUGGUGUUGUGAACCAGUUCAAGCCUACCAACCCUCAGGAUGCUGCAAGGGCAAUGGAGAUGUUGGAUUUCACUCCUGUUAAUGGAAAGCCCAUUAGAGUGAAGAACUUGCACAAGUCAUUUGACAACGAAGCUUCACAUGACACCUUUUCAAGCUUUGGCCACAUUCUUACUGAUUCUAAUGGCCAGUCGAAGUGUUAUGGUUUUGUACAAUUUGACAAUGAUGAAUCCGCUCAAAGUUCCAUAGAUAAGUUAAAUGGUGUGCUCAUCAAUGGUAAGCAAGUGUAUGUUGCACAUGCUCUUCGCAAAGAGAAGAGUGGCAGAGCACAAGCUGAGGAAGGUCAACUAGUUGGUGAACGUCCUCCAGUGCGCAAGCAAUAG